This is a messenger RNA of Beta vulgaris subsp. vulgaris (sugar beet), 1580 nucleotides long. RefSeq lists its product as hypothetical. Gene Ontology annotation, cellular component: nucleus. Bases 387 to 1397 code for a protein of 336 amino acids. Lineage: Eukaryota; Viridiplantae; Streptophyta; Magnoliopsida; Caryophyllales; Amaranthaceae. The transcript has a single exon. The record is from RefSeq and is a predicted model, not a curated record. Gene Ontology annotation, molecular function: transcription cis-regulatory region binding.
ACAUAUCUUUCUAUAUUACAUUAGUAUUUUAGGUUGAUUUUUUUUAGUUUAAUAUUUUCACUUACAAAGUUGAAAAAAAAGUAUAUUUUGACAAUUCCCCAUGUCUACUCACACACACUCCCCAAUUUCCCAAUAACCCAUUUGGGAAAUCCAAAUUAAAAAAAAAAACCAUUUGGACAAGAACCCAUACCGCAAAAAAACUCACAUGGAUCCGGGUCGAAUCCAUUAAAAAAAACCUGAAUUCCACCUCUCUCUCAACCCCACCUCACCCACCACCAUCCACCACCACAACAAUCCACAUUCUCACCACCCACCCCCUCUUUUAUCCCAUCCAACUCCAAAUCUCUCUCUUCUCCCACAUCCCCCUUCCCCAAUCCACAACAAAAAUGUCCUCUCCCCCCUCCACAACCACACCCACACCACCACUCGAACCGACACUCGAAACACCUCCUCCUCCAUCACCACCAGCAGCACCACCAGCACUACCAGCAGCACCACCACCAAUCAUCCAAGCCCUCUCUUACUCCCCUCUUAAAAAACCCCAACCAAUCCCCUGGUCCCAUGAAGAAACUCUAAACCUCAUCAAAGCCUACCAAGAAAAAUGGUACUCUCUCAAACGCGGUCAAUUAAAAGCCUCUCAAUGGGAAGAAGUCUCUGUCACCGUCGCUGCUCGUUGUGGCUUCGACGAACCUUCUAAAUCCGGCACCCAAUGUCGCCACAAAAUUGAAAAACUCCGCAAACGUUAUCGUGCUGAAAAACUCAAACUUGCUCCUUGUUAUAUUUCAUCUAAUUUCACUCAUCCUUGGAUCUAUUUCUCUCUUAUGGAUCACCUCGAACGUGGCCCUCUUCCUAUCUCUGCUGUUCCCCCUAAUUUCAUCGACAACAACAACAACAACAACAAUAAUAAUCUUGUUGAUAGCGAUGAUGAUGAUGAUGAUGAUGAUGGUGAUGGUGGUGUUGUUAAAUAUGCUAGUUUGGGGAAACUUAGGGAGUUUGAUCAUAAAAGAGUUGAUGGGUUUUCGAAAACGGAAAAUGGGUAUGUGGGUUUGAAUAAGAGGAAGAGUUAUUGGGGAGGGAAUCAAGAAGAUAAAUUAGGGUUUCAGAUGGAGGAGGAUGAGGAGGAAGGAGGUGAUGAUGAGGUGGAGGAGGAGAGAGAAAAUAAGGGGAGUUUGAUGGGUGAAUUGGGUGCUCAAAUGAGGGUGUUUUCUGAGAGUUUUGUCAAAAUGGAGAGGAAAAAGAUGGAGUUGAUGAGAGAGACUGAAAGGUUUAGGAUGGAAAUGGAGAAUAAGAGGAUUCAUAUGAUUCAUCUUUUUCAACACAAGACUGUUGAGUUGAUUUCUAAAGCUUUUAGUGAUGAUUCUUCUUUCAAGAAGAUGAAGAUUAAUCCUGAUUUGUGAUGAAAAUAAAUUUCAAGUUUUUUUUUUUUUUUUUUUUUUUGUGGUAUAAUAAAGAUGAUGUUGGUAAUCUAGUUUUUUAACGAUAGAAUGAAUGGGUAUAUUUCUGUAUGAUUAUUGAAUAUCAAACUUGUAGUAUGCUGCAGUUGAGGAGAAGUUCCCAGAAAUAUAAAUGUUUUUUCACAA